AUGCCAAAGUCAAAGAAACCGCGAACUUCGAAAACUUCUACGAAAAAACAAGGGCAAAUUUCAAAAAAAAAAGGAAAAUUUGACGAUAAUUCACAAACUAAAGAAAUUAUUUCACUAGAUACUGUGAAUACUGAAACAAAUAUCGGAGAUUUUUUAAUCGUUGCAGGAAGUUAUGAAAGAAUUUUAUAUGGAAUUAAAUCGCAUUGGAUAAAUUCUGGCGAAGAGGGUUUUGAUAAUGAUAAUCCUACAUUGAAAUUAGAGCCGAUCUUUAUCUUUCCAGCUCAUAUUGGAUGUAUUAAGACGGUAUCCGUGGGUGGUAAAUUUUUGGCUUCGGGAAGCACUGAUGAAGUUAUAAAAUUAUACAAUUUGAAAAAUCGCAAAGAACUUGGGUCUUUAUUACAACAUGAAGGUUCAAUAACAACUCUUCAAUUCUUUGAUAAGUCUCAUAUGUUUAGUGGAAGUGAUGAUGGUACAAUAUGUAUUUGGAGAACAAAAGAUUGGGAGUGUUUAAAGAUCUUAAAAGGUCAUAAAGGACGUAUAAAUUCUUUGGCGAUUCAUCCAUCUGGUAAAAUUGCAUUAUCUGUGUCUGCCGAUAAAACUCUUCGCUUAUGGAAUUUAUUACGCGGCCAAAAGGCCAGCGUAAACAAACUUGGAAGAGAGGGUGAAAUCGUCUUAUGGAAUCUGUCAGGUGAUCAAUAUGCAAUUUUAAUGGCUCGCGAAAUCGAAAUUUACAACACUUCGGACGCCCAAAUAGUACAGAAACUUCAUAUUGGAAAUUCCCGUUUUCUUUGCAUGCAAUAUUAUACACACAAACACCUGGGAGAUUUGUUGAUUGUAGGAAGCGAAGAUAAGACCAUAAGAGUGUAUGAUGUUAAAAACGGUCAUUGUUUUGUGACGUUAUUGGGACAUAAAAAUAGGAUCAAGGACCUAUCAAUUAUUCAAUCAAUUCCACCAAACAGUAGCGAUCCUUUUCCGUUAUUAUCAUCAAUCUCCUCUGAUGGUAUUAUCAACAUAUGGAAUCUGAAUAAAGUAUUACCGCAAGACUAUAAAGAAGGGGAUAAUACGGUUUUCGAUUCACCGUUGAUAUCAUUUGAUACAAAAAGUAGACUAACUUGUGUUGUACUAUCCCAAAUUUGA
Funneliformis mosseae is the source of this 1137-nucleotide messenger RNA. Lineage: Eukaryota; Fungi; Glomeromycota; Glomeromycetes; Glomerales; Glomeraceae. The record is from the annotation of a GenBank genome assembly.